Aspergillus japonicus CBS 114.51 is the source of this 1150-nucleotide messenger RNA. Its product is annotated as haloacid dehalogenase superfamily protein. Lineage: Eukaryota; Fungi; Ascomycota; Eurotiomycetes; Eurotiales; Aspergillaceae. The record is from RefSeq and is a predicted model, not a curated record. Gene Ontology annotation, molecular function: phosphatase activity. Bases 93 to 998 code for a protein of 301 amino acids. The transcript is spliced from 3 exons.
AAUCGCUCCCCUCCCCUCCAUUCCAUUCCUUUGCCUGUCUUUUGACUUUCAGCAUUGCUUUCGGGAAACUGACCAGCACAGUCCAGUCCACCAUGUCUGCAUCUACCCCUGAAUUACCCCGCGUGCGGGCAUGUCUCUUCGACAUGGACGGCCUCCUCAUCGACUCGGAGGACAUCUACACCUCGAUCACCAACACCGUGCUGCAGGAGUACGGCAAGCCGUUACUGCCGUGGUCGAUCAAGGCCCAACUCCAGGGCCGCCCUGCACCUGAAGCCGGUCGCAUCUUCCACGACUGGGCGCAACUCCCCAUCACGCAAGACGAAUACAUCGCCAAGAUCACGGCGCUGCAACUGGAACGCUUCCCGACCACCCAACCGCUUCCGGGCGUGGAACGCCUCCUGCAGACCCUGGUCGCCACGCAGUCCACGGCCUCCCCGAUCCACAUCGCGCUGGCCACCUCCUCGCACGCCAAGAACUUCCACCUCAAGGCCUCGCAUCUCGGCAAUUUGUUCGCCGCCUUCCCGCCGCACCAGCGCGUCCUGGGCGAUGAUCCCCGCAUCGGCCGGGGGCGCGGGAAGCCGCUGCCCGAUAUCUAUCUGCUGGCGCUGGAGACGAUUAAUUCGGGCCUGAGAGAGAAGGGGGAGAGGGAGAUCACGCCGGCCGAGUGUCUGGUCUUUGAGGAUGCGGUGCCCGGUGUUGAGGCCGGGCGGCGCGCGGGCAUGCAGGUGGUUUGGGUGCCGCAUCCGGGGCUGUUGGAGGCGUAUCGUGGGCGCGAGGAGGAGGUGCUCGCGGGGUUGACCGGGGAGCAUAAGGAGGAGGAGAAGGGGGCGGCGGAGAAGGAGGCGGAGGAGUUGGUCGCGGCCCGCGAGGGCCAGCGCAAGGAUAAUGGGAAUGGCUCGCCGGGGAAGUUGGGCGAUGGGUGGGGGGUGUUGUUGUCGUCGUUGGAGGAUUUCCCCUACGAGCGGUUUGGAAUCGUGCCUGCGCCUGCUGCUCAGUAGAUUUGGGGAGUGUUUGUCUAGUGGGGGUGAUUCUGGUAGAGAGUGAAGGGGCCAGGCGGAGAGAUCUACGCCGCUGCGAGGGGAGUGUAAUUGAUCGGGUUUGCAUUAAAGAAUAACUGCAUCAAGAACGAAAGAAUAGCAACUUGAAAACC